CCGUCGCGGCUGUGCGGAGAGCCCGAGCCCUGCCGUCCCGGCUUCGGCGCCGAGAACUACACGUUCGCCGUGUCCCGGCGACACCUGGAGAGGGGCCGCGUCCUGGGCCGAGUGGCCUUCGAGGGAUGCACUGGUCAGCCGAGGACGGUCUAUAACUCCAUGGACACCCGCUUCAGGGUGGGCACGAACGGCGUGAUCUCUGUCAAGCGGCCCGUGAAGCUGCACAACUCCGAGCUGAGCUUCUUCGUGCAAGCCUGGGACGCCAGCCUCCGGAAGCACUCUGCCAGGGUCACCCUGAAGCUCUCGGAACGCCAGCGCCGCCACCACCACUACAACCGUCGUGUCUAUCCUCGCCCCCUGGGGAGUUUGGAGGCGGAGUCUGUCCCCGGAGCCCAGCCGGAAGUGCUCACGUUCCGCAGCUCCCGCUCUCAUGGUCUCCGCAGGCAGAAGAGAGACUGGGUCAUCCCUCCCAUCAGCUGCUCGGAAAACGAAAAAGGCCCAUUUCCUAAAAAUCUGGUGCAGAUCAAAUCCAACAGGGACAAAGAAACCGAGGUUUACUACAGCAUCACCGGGCAGGGAGCAGACUCGCCCCCUGUUGGCGUGUUUGUCAUUGAGCGAGAGACGGGAUGGCUGAAGGUGACCCAGCCCCUGGACCGGGAGAACAUUGCCAACUACACGCUCUUCUCUCACGCCGUGUCUUCCAACGGGCACGCCAUCGAGGACCCCAUGGAGAUUGUGAUUAAGGUGACAGAUCAGAAUGACAACAAGCCUCAGUUCAUCAAGCAGGUCUUCGAGGGCUCUGUUACAGAAGGGGCUCUCCCGGGAACCUCCGUCAUGGAGAUCUCGGCCACGGACGCCGACGACCCGGACACCUACAACGCUGCCAUCGCCUAUAGCAUCCUCAGCCAGGAUCCCCCGCUGCCCCAGCCCAAGAUGUUCUCUGUGGACAAAGUCUCGGGGACCAUCAGAGUGACCACCCCUGGACUGGAUCGGGAGAGUAUCCCCACUUACACGCUGGUGGUGCAGGCCGCUGACUUAGAAGGGGAGGGCUUGACCACGACGGCCACGGCGGUGAUCACCAUCCUGGACAGCAACGACAACCCCCCCACCUUCGACCCCACCACGUACGAGGGGUCAGUGCUUGAGAAUGAAGUUAAUGCCAAGGUCACCACCCUCCAAGUGACUGAUGCUGAUGCCCCCAACACCCCGGCGUGGAGGGCCGUGUACACCAUCAUAAAUGAUAAAGAGGAGCUGUUUUUUGUCACCACAGACCCCGAAACCAAUGAUGGCAUUCUGAGAACGACUAAGGGAUUGGAUUAUGAGGCCAAGAAGCAAUACACUCUCUACGUGGUAGUGUCUAACGAAGACCCCUUUGACGUCCAACUGCCCACCUCCACGGCCACCGUAACUGUGAAUGUGCAAGAUGUAAAUGAGGCCCCCAUCUUUGUGCCUCCUGAAAAGAGCCAGUCUGUGCCAGAAGACUUAGCAGUGGGCAGUGAAAUCACAACCUACACUGCCCGGGAUCCUGACAUUUUCGAGACUCAGAAGAUAACGUAUCGAAUUUGGAGAGACCCUGCCCAUUGGCUGGAGAUUAACCCUAACACUGGUGCCAUUUCUACUCGAGCGGAGAUGGACAGAGAGAACACGGAGUACGUGAAGAACAGCACCUACGAGGUCCUCAUCAUUGCCACGGAUGAUGGGUCUCCGGUUGCUACGGGAACAGGAACUUUUCUCCUCCACCUCAUCGAUGUCAACGACAACGCCCCCGAGCCAGACCCCCGCCAGCUGGACUUCUGCCAGAGGAACCCGCACCCUCGGGUCAUCAACAUCAUCGACCGGGAUAUUUCCCCCAACACUUCGCCCUUCACAGCCGAACUCACCCACGGGGCAAGUGUCAACUGGACCAUCCAGUUCACCGACAGAGAGCACAAUGCUCUCCUCAUGAAGCCCGCGAAGCACCUGGAGGUGGGCGAAUACAAAGUUAACCUCAAGCUCGCAGAUCAACAGGGCAAAGACCAGGUGACCACGCUGGAUGUGUUCGUGUGUGACUGCGAAGGGGACAACAACUGUAAGCGCAUCAGUGCGUACGUCGAGUCCGGGCUCCAGGUCCCCGCCAUCCUGGGCAUUCUCGGAGGCAUCCUCGCUCUGUUGAUCCUGCUGCUGCUGCUGCUGCUGUUUGUCCGAAGGAGGACGGUGGUCAAAGAGCCCUUACUGCCGCCCGAGGACGACACCCGGGACAACGUUUAUUACUAUGAUGAAGAAGGAGGCGGCGAAGAGGACCAGGACUUUGACUUGAGCCAGUUGCACAGAGGCCUGGAUGCUCGGCCCGAAGUGACUCGAAACGAUGUGGCACCGACUCUCCUGAGUGUGCCCCAGUAUCGGCCACGCCCGGCGAAUCCAGACGAAAUUGGAAACUUCAUUGAUGAAAACCUGAAGGCGGCCGACACGGACCCCACGGCGCCGCCCUACGACUCCCUGCUGGUGUUCGACUACGAGGGCAGCGGCUCUGACGCGGCCUCCCUCAGCUCCCUGAACUCCUCGGACUCGGACCAGGACCAGGACUACGACUACCUGAACGAGUGGGGCAACCGCUUUAAGAAACUGGCCGACAUGUACGGGGGCGGCGAGGACGACUGAGGGAUGCCGAGUCCCCUGUGAAGGCCGGCAGAGCUGCCGGUGGGCCCUCGGCUUCCUCCCCUUGGCCCGUGCGGGAGGGGAAGAGAGAGACAGAAAGAUCAUGAAACAGAUGGUUUUAAAGGGGGAUUAUUUUGUGUGUGGGUUUUUGUUGGGGUUUUGUUUGUUUGCUUUUUCCCACUUUUUAGAUGUAACUGUCUUAGGGACUUUAGACUUAGACCUUAGAAGAUUUUCUUUUGUCCUGCUUUUGGCCCAGUGGUGACGUCCAGAAGAUCCCCCCCCCCCCAAGCCCUUAGUAGGAAGACGAGGGGCAACUGGUCUAUGUUGUAUGUAGAGAAAUUUUUUUUUUUUUUGCUUUUCAUCCCCCUCCUGCUACUAAGAACGAAUGUCAUUAUGGGGACCACGGGGACUUUGGUUGUAAACACGGACCCUUGACCAGAAAAAUGUGAGUCUUCAGACUCUGUGUCCUCCUCUUGUCCGUCACAGACCAGAGACUCAAGCCCAGCGUGCUACGGGCAGAGGCAGAACAAGAGAUGCUCGUCUCCACAGAGGGAUCCUGGGAACGUGAGCGCUUGGGAGAAGCAGGAGGGUAGUUGAGGCGGGCCACCUCUAGCCAGGAACGGGAAGAACCGUGGCAUCACCACAGGUGUGCCCUGUCAGGAUCUGUCUUUUUGCCAGGCUUUGGACUGGAAGCACAGAAUAGCCAAGUGCCUGCAUUUCUGGCGGACCCGGACACGCUGGCCCCCGCCCCCCACGCCAACUGUGCAUAGGAAACACUUUCCCAGGGGUACUGUGGGGUGACGGGCUGUGGGGCAAUCUGCACCUCGGAAUUCUAAUCAAGAUCGCUUUACUCAUGACCUCAAGGUUAUCUAUCGUGCCUAUAAUCACGCCUUAAUUUUGCCUUGAUUUUCCCCCCUCCCCCACCCCCCCAAUUUCAACGAAUGGAAUUCUGUGUAGAGAAUGCUCCCAUUUUGAGUGCUGAGUGCAGAUGAAAAUUUUGUAUUUGGAAAUGGAAAAGUUAAUUGUGAGAUUUAUUCUUAAAUAUUCAUUUUUAUAAAUUUUAUU
Sorex araneus (European shrew) is the source of this 3699-nucleotide messenger RNA. It is a transcript of the gene CDH1, whose product is annotated as cadherin 1. Lineage: Eukaryota; Metazoa; Chordata; Mammalia; Eulipotyphla; Soricidae. Gene Ontology annotation, biological process: cell-cell junction assembly; adherens junction organization; calcium-dependent cell-cell adhesion. Gene Ontology annotation, molecular function: calcium ion binding; cadherin binding. The transcript has 15 exons. Bases 160 to 2637 code for a protein of 825 amino acids. The record is from RefSeq and is a predicted model, not a curated record. Gene Ontology annotation, cellular component: plasma membrane; adherens junction; catenin complex.